Molecule: messenger RNA, 411 nt
Organism: Gongylonema pulchrum
Lineage: Eukaryota; Metazoa; Nematoda; Chromadorea; Rhabditida; Gongylonematidae
Source: the annotation of a GenBank genome assembly
AUGGAGAGUCCAUAUUUUCUUACUUUUCUGGUUUCCGCUAUGAGCUGCAAUUGUAAAAGCAGUUUCGAAUCUGAACACGCUAAUUUGUUACAGGCAUCAAACCUUCUGGUAUUGGGAAAUGGUUCAGCGGGUGGCACUGGUGCAGCACCAGUUAGUUCUUCCGCUUUGGAUAUAUCGGCAUGCACACAGCAACAGCCCAAUUCAGUUUUGCGUGUUAUCAUCGAGAAUAUGCUGUAUCCAGUCACCUUGGAUGUGCUGCAUCAGAUUUUCUCAAGAUAUGGCAAAGUUCUUCGAAUUAUCACCUUCAAUAAAAACAGUAAUCCUUUUCUUCAAAAUUGUAGAAUAUUUUACUCAGCAAUAACAGUUGCUGCUAGAAAAGGCGAGGAGGGAGAACAGGUACUUUUUUUAUAA